GGUGGCAUGAGCACCCUACAACAGGCUGCCCAGUGCCUGGGGCAGCUCUCAAGUUGGUGGGGAUACCAGGCCUGAGCCUGGGGUUGGUUGGGAUGAAGCCUACUCUAGGAUGAGAAGCGUAGGCAGGAUCCAGUGACCUCUGGCUUCCUGGCCAAGAGGCCAGCACAGUGGAAGAAACAAGCCAUCUCUAGGUUUGCCCCUUUCUUGUGUGGGUGGGCCCACCGAGGAGGAGGAGCCUCCUGAGGUUCCUUCUAUCUGAGGCCUCAGGCAGAAGUCAGGGUCUCACGAAUAAGCUGGGUCCUCAAGUGGAGGUUGGGUGGAAAGCGCCCACCCCGGUACUGGCUUCGGUCACUCGGGCGGGACUCAAACAUGAAACACUCCGACGCGCAGAGGAAACGGGAACUGUUGCGCAUGCGCUCGGACGCUGGCCCAUUCCAGGGCACGUGCGCACGCGCGCUCCUGGAGCUUCCCAACCUUCCGGGUGCGGGCGGGGCAUGUUACGUCACGUUGUUUAAUCCGGAAACGGCGGCGGAAGCGACAGGACCGAGGGGCCUUAGUUGGUGGGCAAGUCGGGGAAUCCCAGAAAGAGAAGCGUGACCCGGAAGCGGAAGCGGGUGUCCGUCCCAGCUCCGGCCUGCCAGUGAGCUGCUACCACCAUGGACCUGUUGUUCGGGCGCCGGAAGACGCCAGAGGAGCUACUGCGGCAGAACCAGAGGGCCCUGAACCGUGCCAUGCGGGAGCUGGACCGCGAGCGACAGAAACUAGAGACCCAGGAGAAGAAAAUCAUUGCAGACAUUAAGAAGAUGGCCAAGCAAGGCCAGAUGGAUGCUGUUCGCAUCAUGGCAAAAGACUUGGUGCGCACCCGGCGCUAUGUGCGCAAGUUUGUACUGAUGCGGGCCAACAUCCAGGCUGUGUCCCUAAAGAUCCAGACACUCAAGUCCAACAACUCGAUGGCACAAGCCAUGAAGGGUGUCACCAAGGCCAUGGGCACCAUGAACAGACAGCUGAAGUUGCCCCAGAUCCAGAAGAUCAUGAUGGAGUUUGAGCGGCAGGCAGAGAUCAUGGAUAUGAAGGAGGAGAUGAUGAAUGAUGCCAUUGAUGAUGCCAUGGGUGAUGAGGAAGAUGAAGAGGAGAGUGAUGCUGUUGUGUCCCAGGUCCUGGAUGAGCUGGGACUUAGCCUAACAGAUGAGCUGUCAAACCUCCCCUCAACUGGGGGCUCACUUAGUGUGGCUGCUGGUGGGAAAAAAGCAGAGGCCGCGGCCUCAGCCCUAGCUGAUGCUGAUGCAGACCUCGAGGAACGGCUUAAGAACCUGCGGAGGGACUGAGUGCCCCCUGCCACUCCAAGAUAACCAGUGGAUGCCCAGGAUCUUUUACCAUAACCCCUCUGUAAUAAAAGAAAUUUGACACUA
Messenger RNA from Nomascus leucogenys (northern white-cheeked gibbon), 1409 nucleotides. RefSeq names its product charged multivesicular body protein 2A (gene CHMP2A). Gene Ontology annotation, cellular component: multivesicular body; ESCRT III complex. Gene Ontology annotation, biological process: endosome transport via multivesicular body sorting pathway; protein transport; late endosome to vacuole transport. Lineage: Eukaryota; Metazoa; Chordata; Mammalia; Primates; Hylobatidae. The record is from RefSeq and is a predicted model, not a curated record.